Messenger RNA from Tachyglossus aculeatus (Australian echidna), 3769 nucleotides. RefSeq names its product ATPase H+/K+ transporting non-gastric alpha2 subunit (gene ATP12A). Gene Ontology annotation, molecular function: P-type sodium:potassium-exchanging transporter activity; ATP hydrolysis activity; ATP binding. NCBI's taxonomy places the organism in Eukaryota, Metazoa, Chordata, Mammalia, Monotremata, Tachyglossidae. The transcript has 23 exons. The record is from RefSeq and is a predicted model, not a curated record. Gene Ontology annotation, biological process: intracellular potassium ion homeostasis; potassium ion import across plasma membrane; proton transmembrane transport. Gene Ontology annotation, cellular component: membrane. The coding region runs from base 246 to 3365 and encodes 1039 amino acids.
UGUCAGGACUGGAGGAUGUCUGUGCUGAAGGAACGCUCCAACUAACUCUGGAUUUGCCGCUGGGCUCAGUCUCGUGUCCCGCCAUUCCUCUUCAGCCUAGGAGGCCCGGCGGCUCCAUCCCCGGUCUCCUGGGUCCCUUGGCUUGGGGCUCUUGCUCUAGGGCUCCUUGCUGCUUCCCCCCCCCCCCAAAAAAAAAAAAAACCCUCCACUUUCAGCCCGAGCCGGGACCCUAGCAGCAGGCACUCAUGGGCAAGAGGUCUGAAGUUUACUCCGUGGAGAUCCAUGGGACUAAGGAUAUCGAGAAGACUGUCGAGGGGGAUGCUGAGGAAAAGUACAGGGACCUGAAAAAGAAUCCGUUCAGGCGCAAGAAGAAGGACUCUCAGAAAGAAGACUUGAAGAAAGAGCUUGUUCUGAAUGACCACAAACUCAGCACUAAAGAAUUGGAAGAAAAGUACAGUACAAGCAUCACCAGAGGUCUCACCAGUGAAAAAGCAGCAGAGAUCCUGGCCCGCGAUGGCCCUAAUGCCCUCACCCCACCCAGAAAAACUCCAGAAAUCAUCAAAUUCCUCAAGCAGAUGGUGGGGGGAUUCUCCACACUGCUCUGGGUUGGGGCCAUCCUCUGCUGGAUUGCAUUUGGGAUUCAGUUUGCCGAGGACCAUUCUACCUCUCUGGACAAUCUGUAUCUUGGUGUGGUUCUCGCCUUGGUCGUCAUCCUCACCGGGAUCUUUGCUUAUUACCAAGAAGCCAAGAGCACCAAUAUCAUGGCCAGUUUCAGUAAAAUGAUUCCCCAGAAAGCUCUUGUCAUCCGAGAAGGCGAGAAAAAGGAGGUUCCUGCAGACCAGCUGGUGGUAGGGGAUGUAGUGGAGAUAAAAGGAGGAGACCGGAUCCCUGCUGAUAUCCGACUGAUUGCUACUCAGGGGUGCAAGGUGGAUAACUCAUCUCUCACGGGAGAAUCAGAACCUCAAUCACGCUCCUGUGAUUUCACCCAUGAAAACCCCCUAGAAACAAAGAACAUUGGAUUUUACUCCACCACUUGCCUGGAAGGUACAGCCACGGGUGUCGUCAUCAGCACAGGCGACCGAACCAUCAUUGGGCGGAUUGCUUCAUUGGCCUUAAGAGUGGGGAAUGAAAAGACCCCUAUCGCCAUUGAGAUUGAACACUUUGUCCACAUCGUGGCAGGAGUGGCCAUCUCCAUUGGCAUCCUCUUCUUCAUCAUUGCUGUGUCCAUGAAGUACCGAGUUCUGGAGUCCAUCAUCUUCCUCAUCGGUAUUAUUGUGGCCAAUGUGCCUGAGGGUCUCCUAGCCACUGUCACUGUGAGCUUGUCAUUGACAGCGAAACAGAUGGCCAAGAAGAACUGCCUGGUGAAGAACCUGGAGGCGGUGGAGACAUUGGGUUCCACCUCCAUCAUAUGCUCAGACAAGACAGGGACCCUCACUCAGAAUAGGAUGACUGUUGCCCACCUUUGGUUUGACAAUCAGAUCUACUUGGCUGACACCAGUGAAGAACAGACAGCUCAAGUCUUUGACCAAAGUUCUGGGACCUGGGCUGCCUUAUCUAAAAUUAUCACCCUGUGCAACCGGGCGGAAUUCAGACCAGGCCAGGAAAGCAUCCCAAUCAUGAAGAAAGUGGUGGUGGGAGAUGCUUCUGAAACUGCUCUGCUGAAGUUCUCUGAAGUCAUCCUGGGAGAUGUGAUGGGGAUAAGACAGCGAAACCACAAAGUGUCUGAAAUCCCUUUUAAUUCAACAAACAAAUUCCAGCUCUCCAUUCAUGAGACUGAAGACCAGGAUGACAGACGCCUCCUGCUGGUGAUGAAAGGGGCUCCUGAGCGGAUCCUGGAGAGGUGCAGCACAAUCAUGAUCAAUGGACAGGAGCAGCCACUGGAUGAAGGCACCACAGAAUCCUUCCAGACAGCAUACAUGGAACUGGGUGGCCUAGGGGAGAGAGUGCUGGGUUUCUGUCAUUUGUUCCUGCCAAAGGAUGAGUUUCCGAACACCUACUCCUUCAACACAGAAACCAUGAACUUCCCCACCUCUAAUCUCUGCUUCGUGGGGCUCCUGUCCAUGAUUGAUCCUCCUCGUUCCACUGUUCCUGAUGCUGUCACCAAGUGUCGCAGUGCUGGGAUCAAGGUUAUCAUGGUUACUGGUGAUCAUCCAAUCACAGCAAAAGCCAUUGCCAAAAGCGUGGGCAUCAUUUCUGCUAACAGUGAGACAGUAGAGGACAUCGCAAAGCGCCUCAACAUUCCUGUGGAGCAGGUCAACAAAAGGGAUGCCAAAGCUGCUGUGGUGAAUGGAAUGGAGUUGAAGGACAUGAGCUCAGAGCAGCUGGACGAACUCUUGGUUAACCACUCGGAGAUUGUCUUUGCCCGCACGUCUCCCCAGCAGAAGUUGAUCAUCGUGGAAGGCUGUCAGAGACAGGAUGCAGUUGUGGCAGUGACUGGUGAUGGAGUCAAUGAUUCCCCAGCUCUGAAGAAGGCAGACAUUGGAAUUGCAAUGGGCAUUUCAGGUUCAGAUGCAGCCAAAAAUGCAGCUGACAUGGUCCUGCUGGAUGACAACUUUGCCUCCAUAGUCACAGGUGUAGAGGAAGGUCGUCUGAUCUUUGACAAUCUUAAGAAGACCAUUGCUUAUACCCUGACCAAGAACAUUGCUGAGCUCUGCCCCUUCCUCAUUUUCAUUAUGGCUGGCAUCCCCCUGCCCAUUGGCACCAUCACCAUCUUGUUCAUCGAUCUGGGCACUGACAUUAUUCCCUCAAUUGCCCUGGCCUAUGAAAAAGCUGAAAGUGACAUCAUGAACCGGAAGCCACGUCACAAGAAGAGAGACAGAUUGGUGAAUCAGCAGCUAGCCGUUUACUCCUACCUGCACAUUGGAAUCAUCCAAGCCAUUGGAGCCUUUCUGGUGUACUUCACUGUCUACGCAGAGCAGGGUUUCAGACCCGAACGGCUCAUUGACUUGCGAGUAGAAUGGGAAAAGGACAGUUUAAAUGACCUGGAAGACAGCUAUGGCCAGGAAUGGACGCGUUAUCAGCGCAAGUACCUGGAAUGGACAGGCUACACAGCCUUCUUCGUUGGCAUCAUGGUUCAACAGUUAGCAGAUUUGAUCAUCAGGAAGACCCGGAGGAAUUCCAUCUUCCAGCAAGGUCUUUUCAGAAAUAAAGUCAUCUGGAUCGGGAUCGUUUCCCAGGUGGUCAUCGCUUUGAUCCUUUCAUAUGGGCUUGGAAGUGUUGCAGCCUUGAACUUCACAAUGCUUCGGGUGCAGUACUGGUUUGUGGCUGUGCCAUAUGCCAUUUUGAUUUGGGUCUAUGAUGAGGUCCGUAAGCUUCUCAUCCGACUUUACCCAGGAAGCUGGUGGGAUAAGAACAUGUAUUACUGAAAACACCUUCGUCCCAAAGAGAAUGAUGUCUCAUUGGUGGCAUCCUCCAACAACCUCUCACCAGCCAUGCUGGAAUUCUCUUGUGCAAUAUGAACACCAUCAAAGCUCCCUGUAUGAAGAAAUCUGUUGGCGAGAUGCCAUCUGACAUUGUACUGUAAAACUGAGAUGUGGUGAUUUGUAGAUUAUGUAUUUUCCCCCAUGUUGUUUAAACUGUACAUUUCCAGGUAGAAGGGGGAAGGAACAAACCCUGUUAUAUAUGUACAUAAUAAGUAACCACAGUUUUAAUGUGACUGUAAAGCAUUAACUUGCACUAUGUUUAAGACCAUUCUGUUGUUUGGUACAAUCUGUGCAGCACCUGAAGGCCUGCAGAAGGCCUAUUUUAAAGUAAAGGGCAUUUUACAAAU